Gallus gallus (chicken) is the source of this 2991-nucleotide messenger RNA. RefSeq names its product ETS variant 4 (gene ETV4). Gene Ontology annotation, cellular component: nucleus. The coding region runs from base 181 to 1512 and encodes 443 amino acids. Gene Ontology annotation, molecular function: sequence-specific DNA binding; DNA-binding transcription factor activity, RNA polymerase II-specific. The record is from RefSeq and is a predicted model, not a curated record. Gene Ontology annotation, biological process: cell differentiation; regulation of transcription by RNA polymerase II. Lineage: Eukaryota; Metazoa; Chordata; Aves; Galliformes; Phasianidae. The transcript has 12 exons.
GGGGAGCCGAGCUCGUGAAGGCGGCGAUGCGCCAAUGGGAGGCCGCCCCCGGGCGCUCAACGGCCUGAACGGCCGCGCGGGCGGGGCUGCGUGGGGCUCCGCAUGGGCCGGGAGUCGCCACCGGGUGCGCUCCGAGAGCCGGGAGCUCCGCGGCCGCGGAGGUAGCGCCCGGGCGGCAGGAUGAAGGGGUACGUGGACCAGCAGGUGCCGUUCACUUUCCCCCAGCCGCCGCCGGGCCAUGCGGGCUCCGGGUGCCGGACUCCGACGGGCGCUGCGAAGAGCCCCAUGGAGCCGGGCUUGCUGCCGGCGCAGGAUUCGGAAGACCUCUUCCAGGACUUGAGCCAGUUCCAGGAGACUUGGCUGACAGAAGCUCAGGUUCCAGACAGCGAUGAGCAAUUUGUGCCUGACUUCCAUUCAGAAAACCUAGCUUUUCAUAGUCCUCCUGCAAAGAUUAAAAAGGAACCACAGAGUCCCUCCUCGGACCCCACGCUGUCCUGCAACCACAAGCAGCCAUUCCAGUACCGCAAUGGAGAGCAGUGCCUUUAUGCCAGUGCCUAUGAUCAACCCAGACCGGUUGGGAUCAAAUCCCCUGACCCAGGAACCCCAAUCCAGUCACCGCUCCAGCAGUUCCCCAGACAGGACAGGAACUUCCUGACCCCUUCAGGGCCACCCCACCCCACAUCCAGCUGUGGAUACCUCAUUGAAAACAGCUCUGCCUACCAGCCACCUGUGGAGAUGUGCCACUCCUUCCCCUCCUCCCAGGGCAUGGCCCAGGAUGCUCCCAUCGCCUACCAGCGCCCCAUGUCUGAGCAAUGCCUUCAGUUCCCCCCGCAGGGCUUCAAGCAGGAGUUCCAUGACCCACAGUAUGAGCAGGCGGGCAGCAGCUGCCAGUACCCAGCAGCCGUGGUCAUCAAGCAGGAGCAGGUGGACUACAUGUAUGACUCAGGCUGCAGCUAUGACAAGCAGAUGAGGCCCUUUGCUGACGAUGUCUGCGUUGUUCCAGAAAAAUUUGAAGCAGGUGACAUCAAGCAGGAGGUCGGAGGGUACCGGGAGGGCCCUCCCUAUCAGCGGAGGGGAUCUCUCCAGCUCUGGCAGUUCCUUGUGGCUCUAUUGGAUGAUCCCACCAACUCCCACUUCAUUGCCUGGACUGGAAGAGGGAUGGAGUUCAAGCUGAUUGAGCCAGAAGAGGUAGCCAGGCUGUGGGGCAUCCAGAAGAACCGGCCAGCCAUGAACUACGACAAGCUGAGCCGCUCUCUUCGCUACUAUUAUGAGAAAGGCAUCAUGCAGAAGGUGGCAGGGGAACGCUACGUCUACAAGUUUGUGUGUGAGCCCGAGGCUCUGUUCUCUCUGGCCUUCCCUGACAACCAGCGGCCGGCCCUGAAGGCAGAGCUGGAGAGGCAGAUCAGCGAGGAGGACACGGUGCCUCUGUCCCACCUGGAUGAGAGCACUGCUUACCUGCCUGACCUUGGGAGCCUCCCCCCGCAGCUCUAUGGCAAAGGCUACACCUACUAGAGCUGCUGGAGCCGUGUGCCACCCUGAUCGUGUAUAUAAGGAGAUGUCUGGUUAGUAACCAAGCUGUAUAGGUGUUUUCCCAGGCCAGCCUGGGGCUGCACAGAGCUAUGAUACCUGCUGUGGGCAGGAGAAGGGUUCAGGUCAAUGUGUGGUUGGAUAACCAGCAGGGGGUCAAUGGGGCUGCUGGGUGCUGGUGGUGCCAACCCCAUAUCUGGCAGGAUGGGACCACUCCUCAGUGUGAAGUCAUCACCUGAGCAGGGCAGCUGUGGCUUCCCAGCAUCACAGGUGGUCGCUGCCUCCAGCAGGAGCCCACCUACAGCAUUCCUCCCCCCUUGGCAGAUGUGAUGCCAUCCUGCUUGGCUUCUUCUCACAGCUGGGGAUGCUACAGCUGCUGCUGGCUGCCUUCCUCCAGUGCUGACCCCCUGGGUAUAUUGCCCUCAGCCGGGGCAGCCCAGACCUGUGCAGAUUCACCUCCUCAGGGCCAACCUUCUCUUCUGCCCAGGAGAGCUGUGCCAUGUGGCUGCAAACCAAAUGCCUUCCCCUGAAUUGCUCUGUUGGCACUGAGAAGUGCCUGUCCCGUACGUGCAUGCUCCUGCAUUGCCACCUCCUUGCCUGCAGCACCUCAUGCCAGGGCUGCCACAUGUUCUUGAGCUGGGCAGCUGAAGGUGUGGGCCAGGGUGAGAGCACUCCCACUGUGCAUGGCCCUAAAACCAGCACAGGGCAAGCACAGAGCUUCCAGAUGUGCUGUGCUGGGUAUGAGGGGAGUCAAAUCAAUGUCAUAGCCUCUACCACCAGGCCAUAUGUGUGGCAUGGCUGUUCCAGCCUAGACAAGGGCUAGAACCAUCUCUAGGAUCUUUGGAGGCUCAGGGACUUGGCUAGAAAAUCACCUGAGGUGUGAAAAGAACCUGGGGGGGGGGAGGCAUUAUGAAUACACUCUAAAAAGUAACUUAAAUCGGAGCUCUUAACAUCUGAAUUCAGACCCAACCUCUGCAUGCGUUUACCUCUUUGAAGGAAAGUCUGAAGUGUUGGAAAGGCAGAUAUCUCUGCAGCCUGAAGCAGCACUUUAACUGUUUUUCCCCAGUAGUGAACAUUUACAGUGGGCACCACAUCCCCGGGGAGAGGUGCUGUGCUUCUUAAUUAGCUGCUCCAGCCCAGCGCCCAUUGGGGUGAGGAGCUGCGUGGUGAAUCUGUACCAAAACAGCCUCUUUCCUCCUUGACUGAAAGACCCAUUCCGUCUGUGCUUCUGCCCUGCAGGGCUGGCAGCAGCCCCUCCUGGGGGGCUCAGGAGCAGCCCCCUCUGCUGCUGCCUUCUCAUGCUCAGCCCUGGGCUUCCAGCCCUGCUGCCUCAUCCCACUCUACCGCGUGCCUCCACUGCCCCAAAGUGAUGGAGAAGGGGAACCCUGCUGUUGGUAUAAUCUGCCUUUACUAUUUAUGAGUGUAAAAAAAAUACUAUAAUUAAUAAAUUGGUCUAUGUCUUUG